GGUUAUUGAAAUAACUUACAUCAUAAUCACAAGAGAACAGUACAAAACUACUGGCUUUAUCCAUGAUGAAAUUAAUAAAUAAACCGAAAAAUAAUCAAGAAAAUUUGUAAAAAUGUAACCAACUGAGCCGCAUUUCUCUUACCAGCGGUUUCGAAUUGCAGAAAUUACCGAGUAGGGAGGAGUAGGGGUAGGCAGUCUAAAAGCUAUCAGGAGAAGACUCAACAGAUUUUUACAACACCUUUGACCUGAAACCUUUAUAUCUGAGACAAAAGGCGAGAAAUAAUUUCCAGAAUCUUGCCAUAAAAUCUUGUUUAUUAAAAUAUAAACUAAAAUAUGGACAUUCGGCUUCGAAGUCAUUAUAAAUUCGCAUUUUUCCCUACCCCUGAGAGAUUGUAAGACCAUUCACUAUCACGUGCUGAGUUGUUGAUAUCACCGAUCGCUGGUCGAAGGUGAUGUUUGGGGAGAGAAAGCGAAGGACAAAGUAGACUUAUGUAUUCUUCAGAACCAUGAGUUCGACCACGUUAAGACACAGAUCGACGCCCAAACGAGUGGAAAAGUCUACAGAAACGAAAUCGAAAACGAAGAACUCGAUUGUCGAUUAUGGAACACCGGUUCACAAGUGUGAAGAAUCCCUUUUAACAUCCACCAGUGGUUUUGACAACUACAGAGGGCUAGUGAACUUAUGUCUUGUUCUCCUGAUUUUGUCAAAUUUCAGAUUAGCACUUGAUAAUGUGCUAAAGUAUGGCCUACUUAUCGACCCAGUUCAGGUCAUAACAAUAUUUCUGGAAGAUCCAUACCGCUGGCCUUCAGCAUCACUUGUGAUCUUUUCGAAUGUUUUUAUCCAAGCAAUAUUUUGCUUAGAGAAGCUACUGGCCUUAGGCAAAAUAUCUGAGCGGAUUGGACGCUUUUUCCAUUUUGUUUUUCUUUUGACCAUGCUAAUAGUGCCAUGCACAGUGGUGCUAGUUUUCCAUCCUCCGCCAUGUAAGUACACUUACUAUAGAAGAAAAUGGAUUGUACCUACUGUUAAGAACUCCUGGAAACCUAUUCAGGAGAUGGACUUAGGCAGGGGCCUGGAGAGAGUGAUGAAACUUGCUGUCCCAAAUCAUUUGAUUUGGCUUUUAUGUUUUUAUGCAUUUUUUCAUAGUGGACUUAAUGUUACUGCUGAAGUUUUAAAGUUUGGGGAUAGAACAUUCUAUAAAGAUUGGUGGAACUCACCAAAUGUUGCCUAUUUCUGGCAAAACUGGAACAUUCCUGUUCAUCGCUGGGCGAGACGACAUCUUUACACACCGAUGCUGCAGUCAGGGUAUUCAUCCCGUCAGGCACAAGUAGCAGUAUUUUUGCUGUCUGCAUUCUUCCAUGAAUUUUUAGUCAGUGUUCCAUUGAGGCUUUUCAGAUUCUGGGCAUUCUUGGCAAUGCUUUCGCAAGUAAGUUGACAAAAUAAGUUUACAUAUGACUGUAAUUUCCAAUAUCCAGUAUCCAAUCUACAUUGUCAAGUUAAUAAUUAGGUGAUCAGAAUAAUUAUU
Molecule: messenger RNA, 1523 nt
Organism: Orbicella faveolata
Lineage: Eukaryota; Metazoa; Cnidaria; Anthozoa; Scleractinia; Merulinidae
Product: diacylglycerol O-acyltransferase 1-like
Biological process (GO): triglyceride biosynthetic process
Cellular component (GO): endoplasmic reticulum membrane
Molecular function (GO): diacylglycerol O-acyltransferase activity
Source: RefSeq, a predicted model, not a curated record